AUGUUAAGCCGGAUGAUUCUAAGAUCUUCUGUCCUUGCUCUAAAUGCAGGUGAGGAUGAGGAUAUUGAUGAAAGUGAUGAUAGUGAUGAAAGUGAUGAAAGUGAUAGUGACAAUGAUGGACAUGAUGUGGCCAGUAUGGAGCAAGACGAUGAUAUGCAUGGUUUAAUAGAAGAAGGUUGUCCACAAGAUCCAAAUGGAGAUGCGCACAAGUUUUACAAAUUGUUAGAAGAGGCAGAACAGCCAUUGUACGCUGGUUGUGAAUCAUAUUCUAAUUUGUCUUUUGUUGUGAACCUUAUGCAUAUCAAGGGUAUUGGUACUAUGAGCAAUAAAGCAUUUGAUUUAGGUCUUCAUUAUGAUAAGAUAGAUGCAUGCAAUAAUGAUUGCAUCAUUUAUUAUAAGGAGCAUGCAAAUGCAACGCAGUGUCCUACAUGUAAGCUUUCGAGAUGGAAGAAACAAGGAAAGGGUAGCAAAAAGAAAGGAUCGUGUAAAGAUGGAGUGUUGAGGCAUCCAGCAGAUUCUGAGGCUUGGAAAUCGUUUAAUCAAAUUCAUGAGUCAUUUGGUAUGGAACCUCGAAAUGUAAGACUUGGUUUGGCAACAGAUGGAUUUAACCCUUUUGGGAACAUGAAUUUGCAUUAUAGUAUUUGGCCAGUUCUUAUAUACCCAUAUAAUCUUCCUCCGUGGAUGUGCAUGAAGGAGCCUUAUGUUUUCAUGACUUUACUUAUUCCUGGACCUAAGGGUCCAUGCCAUGACAUUGAUGUAUACAUGAGGCCAUUGAUAGACGAAUUGCGAACAUUGUGGGAAAUUGGUGUUGAAACGUAUGAUAUAUAUGCAAAGCAAAAUUUUCAGAUGAGAGCUGCACUUCUUUGGACUAUCAAUGAUUAUCCAGCAUAUGCAUACAUGUCAGGUUGGAGUACGUCUGGUUAUUUGGGUAAUGGCAUGCCCAUAUUGUGCAUCUGA
Molecule: messenger RNA, 957 nt
Organism: Prunus armeniaca (apricot)
Lineage: Eukaryota; Viridiplantae; Streptophyta; Magnoliopsida; Rosales; Rosaceae
Source: the annotation of a GenBank genome assembly